Messenger RNA from Aspergillus aculeatinus CBS 121060, 1324 nucleotides. RefSeq names its product DUF2985 domain-containing protein. NCBI's taxonomy places the organism in Eukaryota, Fungi, Ascomycota, Eurotiomycetes, Eurotiales, Aspergillaceae. The record is from RefSeq and is a predicted model, not a curated record. The transcript has a single exon. The coding region runs from base 284 to 1126 and encodes 280 amino acids.
CCUAUUAUGGAUGACAGGAGAGGGCAAAGGCUUUUCUUGGCUGGCUGCGCAUAGUACAGACGUAAUGUCGCACUUGGCCCACGUCUUGCGUGUGUAUUUUAAAUCCGCCUUUUCUCUCAUGCUCGGAGAAUGACUUGAUCAUUAAAUCAGCGGUCCUUUGGUCAAUCUAACCGACUUUUCCUCUCCUCCAAGGCCUUUAAACAGAUCGACAUCCCUCCCUCUCACCUCUCCCCUGCCAACUACACACCCAGAUCCAGCUACUAGAAAGAGCGUGAAAGAGCAAAUGAUCACCUCAAUCAAAGUCGACGACGACAACGACAACGGAACGCAUCCACCGAACAAAACAACAUGGCUCACCGCCAUCCAAGCAUUCCUACGCUGGGCAGUCACCCCGCUGGGCUUCUGCAUCACCAUCUACGGCCUGAACGUGGUCGCCUGGGGCGGCAUGCUUUUCCUGCUGCUGUGCAAUGCGGCGCCGGCGAUGUGCCACCCCAGCUGCGACGCCCCGUACUCGGCGCGCCGCAUCUGGAUCGAGAUCGACUCGCAGAUCCUCAACGCCCUCUUCUGCGUCACCGGGUUUGGCCUAGCGCCCUGGCGGAUUCGGGAUCUGUACCUGUGGUGUCUCUGGCGUCUCGGUCGCUCGUCGCGCACUCGUCAAGGGGGACUGGUCCGGCUUGCGGAGAUCCAUGGCAAGUGGUUUUGCGGGACGGCGGUCCCCGUAGAUGAAGACGAGGAGAAGGCGACUGCGGGGGCGGCGGCCCCAGCAGCAGCAGCAGCAGGAGCUGCUGCUGCUGCUGCAACAGAAGCUCACCGCACCCCCACCCCGCUGUGGAAGAUGGAUGUGGUGGUCUGGGGCAACUUCCUCAACUCCAUCUUUCAGGUCUGUCUGGCCGUGUGCAUGUGGGCGAUGGACCGGUUCCACCGGCCCAGUUGGACGACGGGCCUGUUCGUGGGCCUGGCUUGUUCGGUUGCCGCGGGCGCGGGGGUUGUUAUGUGGUUGGAGAAGAAGCGCAUCCAUAAGGCUAGCGAGCACCCUGGGGCGCUGUUGUUGGUGCCCCCAAGUGCCGGCGCUGCCAGCCCUGGGAAUGGCUAUAUGCAUCUGGAUCGGGGAGCGUUGUCAUCUUGAUAUUUUUCCGGUUGAUAGAUUGCUCUGGGGGUUUUCCUUGAUUUCUUUUUACAGCGAACGGAAAUCUGUUUUGCUUGAUGAUUCUUUCUGAUGUUUUUUUUUGUUGGUGAUCACAUGGAGCUACGGUACCUAUCUCUGCGGGAUUUACGAUAUAACUGCCGCUCGGGGAGUCACUCUUUCGCUUGAGGGUAUUUUGAG